This is a messenger RNA of Octopus sinensis (East Asian common octopus), 1285 nucleotides long. Its product is annotated as guanine nucleotide-binding protein subunit gamma-1-like. The transcript is spliced from 3 exons. NCBI's taxonomy places the organism in Eukaryota, Metazoa, Mollusca, Cephalopoda, Octopoda, Octopodidae. Gene Ontology annotation, cellular component: heterotrimeric G-protein complex. The coding region runs from base 87 to 338 and encodes 83 amino acids. Gene Ontology annotation, molecular function: G-protein beta-subunit binding. The record is from RefSeq and is a predicted model, not a curated record. Gene Ontology annotation, biological process: G protein-coupled receptor signaling pathway.
CUCUGGUGCUUAGGCAGAGAGCGGAGGACGGCCAUUUGGAUACUUCUCUUACAUGAGCACGUAGUGGUCUCACUUCAACGAACAAAAUGACAUCGGGUGCACAACCAACAGCUGCAGAAUUCAAGAUGAACAAGCUGCAAGAAGGGCUGCAACAGCAACGGAAAAUUGUAGAGCAGCUGCGCCUGGAAGCUGCCAUUAACCGGAUGCGAGUGUCCGAGUGCAUAGAAGAUAUCAAGAAAUUCACGGACACGCGUCUAGAGGAGGAUUAUUUAAUUAAAGGCUUCCCUCGACCUGGUGACAACCCGUUUAAAGAGAAAGGCAGCUGUACAAUAUUGUAAGGGUGACCAUUUAGUGUUCCUACUUACGAACACUCACUUACGCACACACACACACACACACACACAUACAUACAAACAUGCAUACACACACUCAGAUAUACAUACACGCAUAUGCAUACAAGUAUUCAAUAUACAUUGAUAAGUUGUCUACCAAAAUAUUUGCAUCGUUAAAAAAAAUUUUAAAUGAAACCAAAAAAGAAAAGAGUAAAAAAGAUUUAAAUAAAAAUCAAUCCCCCAAAAAUAUUUUAUUAUGAUGCAAAUAGAAAAUGAAGAUAACAAAAAAAAAGGUUUCUAAAAGGCGUCAAGGCUUUGGGUUUAGUCUAAACCCACGGGAGCCAAAUCACCCUCUCCUCACUUGAGAAUAUUAAGAGACAACUCUUACAAAAGGUAACAUUCAUUUUGUAUCAUGGAAAAAUAAAAAAAAAAAUUAAAAUAAGAAGAAAAAAAACAAAGAACCAUUAAUGGAACAGAACCUUAACUUCUAAAAUGCCACUCGUCAAUGUUUGUUAUAGGUGCAACACUGUCGGUCACGUUUAUUGGGGAAAAGUCUAUUCGGUCAAAUGCCAUUGGCCAUAUCUUGGAUAUAAAGCUAUUCUCAAGAUAUCUCAGCGAUAAAAUGCAAAUGCCAUUGGUCAGUGUUUUGCUUCUACUGAAAUGUCAUUGGCCAAGUGUUUUGUCUGCUGAAAUGCCAUUGGUUAAAUUUUUUUUAUUAUUAUUAUUUUUUUUUUUUUUUGGUUUCCCUGCUGUGAUGCCAUUGGAAGCAGUCUUUGUUUAAAAUUGCCCAUUGGCCAGUGUUUCGUUUCUGCUGUAAUGUCAUUGGUUAGUGUUAUUUCUUGCUGAGUUCUCUCCCAUCGGUGAACCCUGGCUUGAAAUGUUGUUGGCUAGUGUUUCGUUACAGCAGAAAUGAGUGAAAUAUUUAAAUUAAAAGAAUGAAAAAGAAAAAAAAA